Trichoderma harzianum CBS 226.95 is the source of this 999-nucleotide messenger RNA. RefSeq lists its product as hypothetical. The record is from RefSeq and is a predicted model, not a curated record. NCBI's taxonomy places the organism in Eukaryota, Fungi, Ascomycota, Sordariomycetes, Hypocreales, Hypocreaceae. The coding region runs from base 1 to 999 and encodes 332 amino acids. The transcript has 2 exons.
AUGGCAGACUUCUUCUCCAACCAAAGAAAAGACCUACCCAUUGCCCUCGAGACCAAAGACGUCAAGGACAAGACUUACAUUGUGACCGGCGCUACUGGUGGCCUCGGCUAUGAGGUCGCCAAACGCCUUGUCCAACUUGAAGCCGCGAAGGUGGUUAUUGGUGUGCGCAACGAAGAGAAGGGCGAAUUUACAAAGACGACCAUUGAGAAAGAAGCUGGUCGUAAGGAUGUCAUUGAAGUGUGGCCCCUGGAUCUGGCCUCGUACGACUCCGUCAAGGCUUUUGGCAAGAGACUGGAGACGAUCGACCGUAUCGAUGCUCUUGUUCUGAACGCUGGCGUCUCCCACGCUGAGUGGCAGGUCAAGGAGGGCAGCGAGGCUCAUAUGACGGUCAACUUCAUUUCCAACCUUCUGUUGACCUUUGAAGCUCUUCCAAUUCUUCAGGCCAGCGCGAGCAAGCACGACAUCAAGCCUCGCAUUGUCGUUGUUGGCUCAAUGGGUGGAUUCUUUGCCUUUGAGAGCAUCAGGAAGUUCCCCAAGACGGGCAUUCUCGACGACCUCAACGACAAGGCCAAGUGGAAACCCCUGUUUGAUAAUCGAUACCCCGUGUCCAAGCUGUUUGAGCAUUUUGCCGUGCGUGAAUUAGCUUCCCAGAAGCCUGUUUCCGAAACCGGUGUCAUUGUGAAUGUCGUUGAUCCUGGGCUGUGCAAGACUGAGCUUAACCAUGAGCUGGGUCUCUUUACGCGCUUCAAGGCGUGGUGCGCAAAGUUGAUAAUGGGACGGAGUGCUGAGAUGGGCAGUCGGACGCUGAUUCAUGGCAUUGCGGCUGGUGAGGAGAGUCAUGGAAAGUAUCUCACGUCUUGUGAGAUUCGAGAAGAUCAUAUUCCGGAGUGGGCAACCAAUGAAGCCGGCCAAGUGCUUCAGAAGCAAGUCUGGACAGAGCUCCUUGAGAAAUUAGAAAAGAUUCAGCCUGGUGUUGUGACUACUGUCAUUCACGAUUAA